This is a messenger RNA of Globicephala melas (long-finned pilot whale), 591 nucleotides long. Its product is annotated as large ribosomal subunit protein eL21-like. The record is from RefSeq and is a predicted model, not a curated record. Gene Ontology annotation, cellular component: ribosome; cytosolic large ribosomal subunit. Gene Ontology annotation, biological process: translation. NCBI's taxonomy places the organism in Eukaryota, Metazoa, Chordata, Mammalia, Artiodactyla, Delphinidae. Gene Ontology annotation, molecular function: structural constituent of ribosome.
AAAGAAUUAGGAGAGUUCUUUUCGGCCGGAACCGCCAUCUUCCAGUAAUUCGCCAAAAUGACCAACACAAAGGGAAAGAGGAGGGGCACCCGCUACAUGUUCUCUAGGCCUUUUAGAAAACAUGGAGUUGUUCCUUUGGCCACAUACAUGCGAAUCUACAAGAAAGGUGAUAUUGUAGAUAUCAAGGGAAUGGGCACUGUUCAAAAAGGAAUGCCCCACAAAUGUUACCAUGGCAAAACUGGGAGAGUCUACAAUGUUACCCAGCAUGCUGUUGGCAUCAUUGUAAACAAACAAGUUAAGGGCAAGAUUCUUGCCAAGAGAAUUAAUGUGCGUAUCGAGCAUAUUAAGCACUCUAAGAGCCGGGAUAGCUUCCUGAAACGGGUGAAGGAAAAUGAUCAGAAAAAGAAGGAAGCCAAAGAGAAAGGUACUUGGGUUCAACUGAAGCGCCAGCCUGCUCCACCCAGAGAAGCACACUUCGUGAGAACCAAUGGAAAGGAGCCUGAACUGUUGGAGCCCAUUCCCUAUGAAUUCAUAAAAGACCUGGACUGUGGAAAAAAAAAAAAAAAAGAAUUAGGAGAAAAGAUUUUGUAG